AGUUAAAGGAAAUAACAUAUUAAAAGGUUGCGUUUGGAUGAAAUGAUGGGAAGGGAAAUAGAAGGAGAGAUGGAAGAAGAGUUUUCAAAACAAAAGCUAGAACUCGACGGUUACAAUGAUAACGGAGAUUCUAAGUUAUCUUGGUGGAAAAGGAAACUAACACUACUCAGUCUCGAUUCAUCAACUAGAAAUGGUGAGAGAUCGAGAGAUGCAGAGAAGAACAAUAGCGCAAACUUCAGAUCUCUAAGUCAAAUUGUCAUUCAUCCUCACGACUGGCGAUACGUUCUUUGGACGCAUUUCAUUUUGGUAUGGGCUGUGUACUCUUCCUUCUUUACGCCAUUGGAAUUCGGAUUCUUCAGGGGUCUCCCCAAGAAUCUCUUCCUCCUCGACGUUGCCGGCCAGAUCGCCUUUCUCAUCGAUAUCGCUGUUCACUUUUGUGUUGCCUAUCGCGAUUCCCAUUCUUACCGCUUUGUCUACGACCGUAAUCUCAUCGCUAUCAGAUAUUUGAAGUCUCGAUUUGUGGUUGACUUAAUGGGUUGUAUGCCCUGGGACGCCAUCUACAAGGCUUCUGGUAAGAAGGAGCUUGUGAGAUAUUUACUAUGGAUUCGGCUAAGUCGAGCCUUAAGAGUUACUGAAUUCUUUGAGAAAUUGGAGAAGGAUAUACGAAUAAAUUACCUUGGUACAAGAAUUGCGAAGCUUUUUGUUGUGGAGCUUUAUUGUACUCAUACAGCUGCCUGUAUUUUCUACUAUCUUGCUACUACUCUACCUCCGUCAAAAGAAGGGUACACCUGGAUAGGAAGCCUAAAGUUGGGGGACUAUAGCUAUUCAAACUUUAGAGAAAUUGAUCUUUGGAAGCGUUACAUCACAUCAUUAUAUUUUGCUGUUGUAACUAUGGCAACUGUUGGUUAUGGUGACAUGCAUGCCGUCAAUGUCAGGGAAAUGAUUUUUAUCAUGAUUUUUAUCUCCUUUGAUAUGAUUCUUGGUUCUUAUUUGCUUGGUAACAUGGCAGCAUUGAUAGUAAAAGGAUCAAAAACAGAAAAGUUUAGAGAUAAAAUGAAGGACGUUAUUAAAUACGUGAAUAAAAAUAAGCUCAAUAGGAAAUUAAGUAAAGACAUCAAAGAUCAUCUUCAAUUACAGUACUGCCACUCCUCUGAGUUUGGUGUUCUUCAAGAUAUUCCAGCUUCAAUUCGUGCCAAGAUAUCACAGAAAUUGUACGAGCCAUACAUUAAGGAAGUCUCUCUUUUCAAAGGUUGCUCUCAGGGAUUCAUAAAACGAAUUGCAACCAAAGUUCGUGAAGAGGCUUUUUUCCCUGGACAAAUGAUUAUUGAACGUGAAAACUUAGUUGACCAACUCUAUGUUGUAUGUCAUGGUGAAUUGACUUAUUCACAGGAGGAAGUUGAAAACUGGGAUACUGAAGAUGAAGAGUUAAUUAGGUGUCUUGGAACAUAUAGCUCAUUUGGCGAAAUUUCUUUCCUUUGCAAUUCUCCUCAUCCUUACCAUGUUCGGGUUCGUGAGUUUUCCAAGAUCUUGCAACUCGAUAAACUAUCAUUUAAAGAAACCUUGGAAUUACACUUUUUAGAUGGACAGAUCAUCUUAGACAAUGCCCUUGAGGGAAAGGAUUCCAACCAACAAGAUCAAAUUUUGGAAUCUGACAUAAUUCUUUACAUUCAAAAGCGUGAACUUGAGUUAGCCAUUAAGGUCAACUGUGCUGCUCAUGAUGGGGAUCUAAAUCAACUCAAACGGUUGAUUAAAGCAGGAGCAGAUCCCAAUAAAACAGAUUAUGAUGGAAGAUCGCCUCUGCAUUUUGCUGCAUCGAAAGGAUAUGAAGCUAUUGCUUGUUUUCUUAUUGAACAAGGAGCACAAGUUAAUGUUCCAGAUAAGUUUGGGAACAUGCCUUUACUUGAAGCCAUUCAGAAUGGACAUGAGCAAGUAGCUUCUUUACUUGCCAAAGCUGGAGCAACCAUUGUUGCUAAUGAUGCUGGUGGACUUCUUUGUUCUACUGUCGCAAGAAGGGAUUUGGGCUUUCUGAAAGGGCUUCUGGCUAAUGGCAUUGAUCCAAAUGCUAGAAACUAUGAUCAACGGACUCCACUUCACAUAGCUGUCUCAGAAGGUUUGUAUCCUUUUGCAGAGGUCCUAUUAAAUGCUGGAGCCAGUGUUUUUGCAACGGACAGAUGGGGAAAUACUCCGCUUGAUGAAGCUCGUACCAGAGGAAAUAAGAAUUUGAUCAGGCUACUUGAAGUUGCAAAAAUUUUUCAGUCAUCUGGAAACAACUCUGAUAUAUCCGAAGAGAUUGAAGGUACUAGUUGAUCAUUUGUAAGUAUAAAAUGGAUGCGGUAAAAUCACUUAAAUCUUUACUUAUCCCAAGACAAAUAUUUUGGUGAUAAUGUUUUACCUUUUUUUUGUUUGAUUGUUCAUGCUCCUUUUAUUUUAUGCAUUCAAAUGCGCUGUU
Messenger RNA from Cucurbita moschata (crookneck pumpkin), 2449 nucleotides. Its product is annotated as potassium channel SKOR-like. Gene Ontology annotation, biological process: potassium ion transport; transmembrane transport. The record is from RefSeq and is a predicted model, not a curated record. Gene Ontology annotation, molecular function: voltage-gated potassium channel activity; protein binding. Gene Ontology annotation, cellular component: membrane. The coding region runs from base 43 to 2307 and encodes 754 amino acids. NCBI's taxonomy places the organism in Eukaryota, Viridiplantae, Streptophyta, Magnoliopsida, Cucurbitales, Cucurbitaceae. The transcript is spliced from 12 exons.